This is a messenger RNA of Dentiscutata heterogama, 1257 nucleotides long. The record is from the annotation of a GenBank genome assembly. Lineage: Eukaryota; Fungi; Glomeromycota; Glomeromycetes; Diversisporales; Gigasporaceae.
AUGACAACAAAAUAUCCUGAUGAUAUAGCUGACGAUUUUAAAAAAUUAUAUGAAUCUAAAGAAGAUUAUGAUGCGAUUAUCAUCGCUGGAAAAGAACCAAAUGUUAAAGAAUUUCAAGUCCAUUCUUUAAUUCUUCGUACUAGAUCAACUUAUUUUCGUAGUGCAUUUUCUUCUAAUUGGGCUGAAAAAAAUGAUAAUGGUCAUUUAAUUUUAAAAAAGCCUAAUAUUAGUGCAUUAGUCUUCGAAAUUAUUCUUAAAUAUCUUUAUUGUGGAAUAGUGGACUUUCAAAGACGAAAAAAUGAAGAAAUCUUAGAACUUUUAGUCGCUGCAGAUGAACUUGGAGUUCAAAGACUUAUUAAUUCUGUUCAAGAAUUUUUAAUUCAAAAUUGUUACAAAUUCUUAGAAUCUGAUCUCAUUAAAAUGCUUGAAUUUGUUACUUGUCAUAAUAAUUUCAAUAAUCUUAAAAAAGCUUUUUUAAGGACCUUAAUUAGAAAUUGUAAAGAAUUUUUACGACGAGAUCCUAUUAAGUUACUUCAUUUCAUUAUUCACAACGAAGAAUUUAACAAACAUAGAAAAGCUUUUUUAGAGCAAGAAUUUAUGCUUGGAGUAUGGCCAUUGAGACACCUCCUUUUUGAUAACUUAAUCGAAGAUAUAUUACGUUGGUAUUUAGUUUCAGGUACCAUACCGCUUUAUCGCGCAUUUCCAGUCAGAUGGGGCAACUUUAAAAUCGACUCAGAUUUAAUUAAUAAGAAUGUUGCACUAUUAUUUACAAAAUGGAUAGAUAAAAAUAUUAUUAUUGAUCUCAAGACUUCAAAGAAAAUUCGAUAUAAAUUUAAUCUUCUUUUUCGAAGCAGCGUAGAUGGCUUUUCAUCCCAAAUAUUUCAUUAUAAAUGUGAUAAUAAAGGAGCAACAAUUGUUGUAGCGAAAAUUUCAAAUUCGAAUAUGCUGGUUGGUGGUUAUAAUCCGCUUGACUGGAAUGGAAAUGGUUAUAAAACCACAACAGAUAGCUUCAUAUUUUCGUUAAGCGAUCUUAAUAAUCUUCAAAGUGCAAAAUUAGGACGUGUUAAUAUUAAUAGUAAUUGUGCAGUUUAUUGCAAUAAUAGAUACGGACCAACUUUUGGAGGUGGUCACGAUUUACAUGCUCCAAAUAACAAUAGCAAUUGGCAAUGUUACGAAGAUUCUUAUCCUAGCGUUGGAAUCACAAAUUUAUCUCCAAUCUCAGAUUAUGAAGUGUUUCAAGUAGUAAAGAUUAGAUGA